GGACUGCAGCAGAACCUGAAACUCUUUAGGUGUUUAAUCCCCUUCGUGACUGAUGGUAGGAAUCCAGCUGCGGACAGACAGCCCAGGGUGGAUUACUGGCAGUUAAUGACCGCUGACUUGUCUCGUCCGUGAACGCGCGCUCCCCCAGCCUCGGUCAUUGCUCUCUGCGCUCUAUGUGGCUGCAUGGUCGCUCCCUGGGUUCCGAUGCACGCAGCCUUUAUCCGUCUGCAGAGCAUGCAUGUCUGCAUCCUCCAGCCCAGAACUGAAUCGACAGGAACGUUUUUUUUUAAACAUCUUUUUAAAUAAUUCUCAUUGUUGCGCGCAGCUGUUUUGGCCACAGCCAGGCAGGCACUGCCUCCAAAUGGAUUGCUCCGUCUGAUCUCAGCAACACGGUGAUAUGUUGAACUGGAGGCUCCGAGUCAGCCAUCAGUUCCCAGGCAGGACAAAGAAAACUAUUCAAUAAACAUUUGUAUGCUGCACAGCCCGGUGGCUCCAAACCAGGAUCGUAGGGGGAGAGAAAAAAGUUGGAAGUUGAAGAAGGGAUGGUUAUGCAUUGAGUUCCGCACAGAGCCGAGAACAGGCCUACAGGAGAGGGUUCAGAGUAAGGUCGCCCACGUGUAAACAGCAGAUGUCAAAAGCCGCCUUCACACGCCACCACCCUGGGCUCCAGUGAGCUACGCAGUCAAAGGGACUCAUCACGUCUCUGCCGCCCAUCUGCUGCUGCCUUAGCCCCGUAAGCUUAACGCCUGCAGAGACAUUGGCAGUGACAGCUACCUUACGCCUUAAGGAUUCAGGUGACCGAAGCCGUAGCAGAUUCUCCAGAAAGCCUCGCCAGCCCUCUUCCUUUAAACCUUCUCCUCCUUUUUUGCACCGUUUGUUUAAAAAGAUCAGCAUCCUUCAGAGAAGUUGGACAUGGAUCUAAAGGACCAUAAGAACCGCUCUCUGACCGCUAGCCGUUGUGCUAAGGAGUCCCAGUUCAACACGUCCUCACUGGAUGCAGAUGAGCGCCGGGUUCCCACACAGAAAUCCUACAGCUCCAGUGAGACCCUGAAGGCCUUCGAUCAUGAGCAGAGGCUUCACUACGGUGGCUGCAUUACAGACUUGGUGCACCACGAGGCUGAUGAGUACUCCAGGCAAGGCAUCCUGGAGUUCUCUCCUGUCCUUCUUCGAUACCUUAUGUCAGGGGGGAACUUCACCCUGGCUGAGCUGGGAGUUUGCGAACAAACUCCCCCUCCACAUCCCGCUGCUGUUCCCUACUGUCCAGACCUGGGCCUCCUCCAGAGGGGGUACUCCCUCAGUGCCGGCUCAGACGCCGACUCGGACCCAGAGGGGCCCCUCUCUCCGGAGCGAGCCAUUCAGCUGUGGGCCGGACGUGCAGGUGUGAAAUCUCGCCGCAGCUCAGGCGUGUCCAGCCGUGAGAACUCGGCUCUUACCCUCACCGACUCCGAGAAUGACAACAAGUCUGAUGACGAGUCAGUUUACCUUGAUGAUGACGACAAUGAGGAUCCAUUUGGAGACUAUGUGAUCAGUCGCCCACUCCCUCCAACCUCCUCCUCCACCCUGCUCCCGCCGUCCCUUCCGUCGUCCUCGUCUGCCCCUCACCACCCCUCCCCUGGUCCGUCCCCCCCCAUCAGGGAAUGCCAGGUUCCUCUGCUGGAGAAAAACUCCACCCACUCUCACCUGGAGCCCCACCGAGAUGACUCGUACCUGCUACGGGCUCAGUCCUCCUCCUCGGGAGCCGCUAACCACCACAGUCAGUCCACGCUGCAGCCUCCUCUGCCCCCUCCACACAACCACCACAACCUGUCCCACCAGUCUGCAAACAGCCUAAACAGAAACACCUUGAGAGGGGGACGGAACCCUAUUCACGCCCCGCCCCCGGGCACUGGAGAUGGACCGACCACCCCGGAGUCGGUCCAGCUACAGGACAGCUGGGUGCUUAAUAGCAAUGUCCCACUGGAAACCAGGCAUUUUUUGUUCAAGACGUCAUCAGGGACCACCCCUCUCUUCAGUAGCUCCUCCCCUGGAUACCCGCUGACUUCAGGGACCGUGUACUCUCCGCCCCCUCGCCUGCUGCCGAGGAACACCUUCUCCCGCUCAGCCUUCAAGCUGAAGAAGCCGUCCAAAUACUGCAGCUGGAAAUGUGCGGCGGUGACGGCAAUCGCAGCUGCCGCCCUUCUGGCCAUCUUACUGUCCUACUUCAUCGCGAUCAACUUGCUGGGCCUGACGUGGCAGCUGAAGCCCUCUGACGGCCCUCUGUUAAACAACGGACUGGGAGCCGGUCUGCCUGUCAACAGUGAUGUGGCCACACUGCCCUCUGGAGGCAGAGGUCCAUGGGCAGGGCGGAACACCAGCAUAGACAGCGGUAACAUCGAGGUGGGGAGACGGGUGACCCAGGAUGUCCCUCCCGGAGUGUUCUGGAGAUCCCUCCUCUACCUCAGCCAGCCGCAGUUCCUGAAAUUUAACAUCUCUCUCGGGAAGGAUGCCCUCUUCGGAGUUUACAUUCGCAAAGGCCUGCCCCCCUCACACGCACAGUAUGAUUACAUGGAGCGCCUGGACGGGAAGGAGAAGUGGAGCGUGGUGGAGUCCCCCAGGGAAAGGAGGAGCAUCCAGACGGUGGUUCUGAACGAGGCGGUGUUUGUCCAGUACCUGGACGCCGGGGCCUGGCACCUGGCCUUCUACAAUGACGGCCGGGAGAGGGAAACGGUUUCCUUCAGCACAAACGUCAUGGAUUCGGUGCAAGAGUGCCCGCGCAAUUGCCAUGGCAACGGAGAGUGCAACUCGGGCGUUUGCCACUGCUUCCCCGGAUUCCACGGCAUGGACUGUUCCAAAGCUGCUUGCCCGGUGCUGUGCAGCGGCAAUGGCCAAUACGACAAGGGUUCCUGUGUGUGUUACAGUGGCUGGAAGGGACCCGAGUGCGACAUCCCCGUCACGCAGUGCAUCGACCCUCUUUGCAGCGGCCACGGCACCUGCACCGAUGGAAACUGCGUGUGCUCCAUCGGCUACAAGGGGCCAAACUGUGCGGAGGUGGAUUGCCUGGACCCGACGUGUUCCAACAACGGCAUCUGCGUGAACGGAGAGUGCCACUGUAAGCCCGGUUGGGGAGGGCUCCACUGCGAGCUGCCCAGGGCCCAGUGCCCGGAUCAGUGCCACGGCCACGGCGCCUUCAUCCCAGACACCGGCUUAUGCAGCUGUGACCCCAACUGGAUGGGACCCGACUGCUCCAUGGAGGUUUGCUCGGUGGACUGUGGCACCCAUGGCGUAUGCAUGGGCGGAGCCUGCCGCUGCGAGGAAGGCUGGACCGGGACCGGCUGCGACCAGCGCGUCUGCAACCCGCUCUGCAUCAAACACGGGACCUGCAAGGACGGCAAGUGCCAAUGCCACCAGGGCUGGAACGGAGAGCACUGCACCAUCGACCAUGGGAGCAUGGUUGACAAAGCAGACGGCUGUCCCAACUUAUGUAACGGCAACGGCCAGUGCACCAUGGGUCAGCAGAGCUGGCACUGUGAGUGUCAGACAGGCUGGAGGGGCCCUGGAUGCAGUGUUGCCAUGGAGACGUCCUGUGCUGACAACAAGGACAACGAAGGAGAUGGACUCACAGACUGCAUGGAUCCAGACUGCUGCAUUCAAAGCCCCUGUCAGAACAGCCCGCUGUGCCGUGGCUCCCGAGACCCCCUGCAGGUCAUUCAGCAGAACCUCAUGUCCCAGCCUCGAGUCCGAUCUUUCUACGACCGCGUCAAGAUGCUGGUGGGACGGGACAGCACCCACAUCAUCCCUGGGGAGAACCCAUUCAACUCCAGCUUGGCGUCACUCGUCCGGGGUCAGGUGCUGACCACAGAUGGAACCCCCCUGGUCGGGGUCAACGUGUCUUUUGUCAACUAUCCACACUACGGGUACACGCUGACGCGGCAGGAUGGAAUGUUUGACCUGAUAGCUAACGGCGGUGCAUCUCUGACCCUGCGGUUCGAGCGCGCCCCCUUCCUGAGCCAGGAGCGCACCGUGUGGCUGCCCUGGAGCCAGUUUUAUGCAAUGGACACAGUGGUGCUUAAGACAGAGGAGAACACGAUUCCAGGCUGCGAUCUGAGCGGCUUCGUCCGGCCUGACCCUGUUGUGAUUGCAUCCCCUCUCUCCUCCUUCUUCAGCUCCAAGCCAGGGGAGAAACCCAUCAUACCGGAGACACAGGUGCUGCAUGAGCAGAUCGAGGUGCCUGGCACCAACCUGAAGCUUUGCUACCUAAGCUCCCGCACCCAGGGCUACCGCUCUCUUCUCAAGGUGACCAUGACCCCAGCGGUAGUGCCGAUGGGCCUGCUGAAGGUCCACCUGAUGGUAGCUGUGGAGGGCCACCUCUUCCAGAAGUGGUUCCAUGCCUCCCCGAACUUGGCCUACACCUACAUCUGGGACAAGACGGAUGCGUAUGGACAGAGGGUGUACGGUCUGGCCGAGGCUGUCGUGUCGGUGGGCUAUGAGUACGAGUCGUGUGCAAGCCUGAUCCUCUGGGAGAAGAGGACGACCAUUCUGCAGGGCUAUGAACUGGAUCCCACCAAUCUGGGCGGCUGGUCGCUCGACAAGCACCACAUACUCAACACCCGCAGCGGUAUUCUGCACAAAGGCAGCGGCGAGAACGUCUUUGUGACGGAGCAGCCUCCAGUCAUCACCAGCAUCAUGGGAAAUGGACGCAGGCGCAGCAUCUCCUGCCCGAGCUGCAACGGCCUUGCAGACGGAAACAAGCUGCUGGCGCCGGUCGCCUUGGCGAUGGGCAUUGACGGCAGCCUCUACGUCGGCGACCUCAACUUCGUGCGUCGGGUGUACCCAUCGAUGAACACGACGGGAAUCCUGGAGUUAAGGAACAAGGAUUUCAGGCACAGCAAUAAUCCAACCCAUAAGUACUUCCUUGCGGUGGAUCCUGUAUCCGGGGCCCUGUUCAUCUCAGAUACCAACUCCAGACGGAUUUACAGAGUCCGCUCGCUGACGGGAGGCCGGCUGCUGUCAGAUAACGCUGAGGUGGUGGCGGGGACAGGGGAGCAGUGCUUACCCUUUGACGAACGCUGCGGUGACGGUGGAAAAGCCACUGAAGCUACGCUCAUGAGCCCUAAAGGCAUCGCCGUGGAUAAAAAUGGCCUGAUGUAUUUUGUGGACGCCACUAUGAUUCGCAAGGUGGACCAAAAUGGCAUCAUCUCCACUCUGCUUGGCGCCAACGAUCUCACUGCCGUCCGACCGCUGAGCUGUGACGCCAGCAUGGAUGUCAGCCAGGUCCGUCUGGAGUGGCCCACAGACUUAGCAGUGAACCCCAUGGACAACUCUCUCUAUGUCCUGGAAAACAAUGUCAUUUUACGCAUCACUGAGAACCACCAGGUGAGCAUCAUUGCCGGUCGGCCCAUGCAUUGCCAGGUUCCAGGCAUCGACUACAGCCUCAGUAAGCUGGCUAUACAUGCAGCGCUGGAGAGUGCCACAGCCAUCGCCUUAUCCCACACCGGCACCCUUUACAUCGCUGAAACGGACGAGAAGAAGAUUAAUCGAGUCCGACAGGUGAACACUAAUGGGGAAAUCUCCCUGCUGGCUGGAACCGCCUCUGACUGCGACUGCAAAAAUGACGUCAACUGCAACUGCUUUUACGGCGAUGAUGGCUACGCCCCCGAUGCUGGUUUGAACUCCCCGGCGUCCCUGGCCGUCUCCCCUGAUGGAACUCUCUUCAUCGCAGAUCUCAACAACAUUCGCAUCAGGGCAGUGCAGGCCAACCGGCCGGGUCCAGCCCUCUCCAGCGUGGGGUUUGCUGGUUUGGCGCAGUAUGAGGUGGCAUCUCCAAGGGAGCAGGAGCUCUAUGUAUUCGACGGCGACGGGCUUCACAUCCAGACGGUCAGUCUCGUGACCGGCGAACCUCUUUUCAACUUCACCUACGGCCCUGACGGUGAGCUGGCCAUGCUGGUGGACAACUGCAACAACACCAUCAAGGUCAGGAGGGACGGCCAGGGACAGGGAGGAGGAGCCGGCCUGCUCAGGCUGGUGUUGCUGCCUGAGAAUCAGGUGGUGACUCUCGGAUUGGACCCAACUGGAGGCCUGCGCAGUGUGUCUGCCAUGGGCCAGGAAGUGGCUCUGCUGGGCUAUAGCGGGAACACGGGGCUGCUGGCCACCAAGGCAGAUGAGACUGGAUGGACCACGUUCUAUCAAUAUGACAGCGAGGGCCGCUUGACCAACGUGACGUAUCCGACGGGCAUGGUGACGAGCCUCCACCGGGAAAUCGAGCGCUCCAUCAACAUUGACAUCGAAAGCUCAGGCAGAGACGACGACGUCACCGUCAUCACCAACCUGUCCUCUGUUGAAGCUUCAUACACCGUGGUGCAAGACCAGGUGAGGAACAGCUAUCAGCUGUGCAACAACGGCACCCUGAGAGUGAUGUACGCCAAUGGAAUGGGCAUCAGCUUCCACACCGAGCCCCACAUCCUGGCAGGUUCUGUGAGCCCGACCAUCGGCCGGAGGAACAUCACUCUGCCCACCGACAAUGGCCUCAACUCCAUCGAGUGGCGUCUGCGUAAGGAGCAGACCAAGGGCCGGAUUACCGUGUUUGGGAGGAAGCUCAGGGCUCACGGCCGCAAUCUUCUUUCCAUCGACUUUGAUCGUAACACUCGCACCGAGAAGAUCUACGACGAUCACCGCAAGUUCACCCUGCGCAUCAUGUAUGACGCUCAGGGCCGGCCGGCCAUGUGGCUGCCCAGCAGCAGCCUGGCGGUGGUCAACGUUUCGUAUUCUCCCACCGGGCAGCUGGUGGGGCUUCAAAGGGGAAGCAUGAGCGAGAAAACCGAAUUUGACCCCCAGGGUCGCAUCCUGUCCCGCUCAUUUGUGGACGGGAAGGUCUGGAGCUACAGCUACCUUGAUAAAUCCAUGGUGCUGCUCCUGCAGAGCCAGAGGCAGUACGUCUUUGAGUUUGAUGCCUCAGGUCGGGUCACGGCUGUCACCAUGCCCAGCGUCGCCCGCCACACCAUGUUCACGCACGUGUCCGUCGGCUACAUUCGCAACACCUACAACCCUCCGGAGAGCAACGCCUCCAUCAUCCACGACUUCAGCGAGGAUGGCCGCCCGCAGGCCACGCACUACAUGGGCACCGGCCGCCGCGUCCUCUACAAGUACGGCAAGCUGGCCAAGCUGUCAGAGAUCGUGUACGACAGCACCGUGGUCACGUUCGGAUACGACGAGACGGCCGGGGUCCUCAAGAUGGUCAACCUGCAGAGCGGUGGCUUCUCCUGCACCAUCCGCUAUCGCAAGAUGGGCCCCCUCAUCGACAAGCAGAUCUACCGCUUCAGCGAGGAGGGGAUGGUGAACGCCAGGUUCGACUACACCUACCAUGACAACAGCUUUCGCAUCGCCAGCAUGAAGCCGGUCAUCAGUGAGACACCGCUGCCUGUAGACCUCUACCGCUACGAUGAGAUCUCUGGGAAGGUGGAGCACUUUGGGAAAUUUGGGGUCAUUUAUUAUGACAUUAAUCAAAUCAUCACUACAGCUGUGAUGACACUGAGUAAACAUUUCGACACCCACGGUCGCAUCAAGGAGGUCCAGUACGAGAUUUUCCGCUCCCUCAUGUACUGGAUGACGGUGCAGUAUGACAGCAUGGGCCGGGUGGUGAAGAGAGAGCUGAAGAUCGGGCCCUACGCCAACACUACUCAGUACCGCUAUGACUAUGAUGGAGAUGGACAGCUCAGCGGUGUCAAGGUGAAUGACUGGUCCACCUGGCGCUACAGCUACGACCUGAACGGGAACCUCCACUUGCUAAAUCCGGGUAACAGUGCUCGGAUCUUGCCCCUCCGCUACGAUCUCAGGGACCGCAUCACCCGCCUGGGAGACGUCCAGUACCGCCUGGACGAGGACGGCUUCCUCAGUCAGCGCGGCUCCGACGUUUUCGACUACAAUUCCAAAGGUCAGCUCCUGAGGGCCUAUAACAGGGGACCCGGAGGCUGGAGCGUGGUGUACCACUACGAUGGGUUAGGGCGACGGGUGUCUACCCGGAACAGCCUGGGCCAGCAUCUGCAGUUCUUCUACGCUGACCUGAACCACCCGACUAGGGUGACUCAUAUCUUCAACCACUCCAGCUCAGACAUCUCAUCGCUCUACUAUGACCUGCAGGGUCACUUGUUUGCAAUGGAGGUGAGCAGCGGGGAGGAAUACUACAUCGCUUCGGACAACACCGGGACGCCGCUGGCAGUUUUCAGCAGCAACGGGCAAAUGAUCAAACAGGUCCAGUACACAGCCUAUGGGGAGGUCUACCUGGACUCUAACCCAGAGUUCACGCUGGUGGUGGGUUUCCACGGGGGCCUCUAUGACCCGCUCACCAAACUGGUCCACUUCACCCAACGAGACUAUGACGUAUUGGCUGGGCGCUGGACCUCCCCCGACUACAGCAUGUGGCCCAAGAUCGGGAAAGACCUCUCCCCGUUUAAUCUGUACAUGUUCAAGAACAACAACCCGCUCAGCGACAUGCUGGACGUCAAGAACUACGUCACAGAUGUGAAGAGCUGGCUGGUGAUGUUUGGCUUUCAGCUCAGCAACAUAAUCCCAGGAUUUCCUCGACACUCGUUGUACUUUGUGGAGCCGCCGUACGAGCUUCAGGCCACCCAACACUGUGAAAACGGACAGCUCAUCACAGGUGUGCAGCAGGCAGCUGAGCGCCACAACCAGGCCUUCAUGGCCCUCGAGGGCCGCCUUCUCAACAAAGAGCGUCGCAGACGUAAAGACAAGCCCGGCCACUGGUUCGGCACCAGCACUCCCAUCAUCGGGCGAGGAGUAAUGCUGGCCCUUAAAGAGGGCCGGGUGGUGGCUGGCGUGUCGCCUCUGGCCAGCGACGACAGCCGCAAAAUAGCUCUGGUGCUGAACGGCGCCCAGUACCUGGAGGGCACUCAUUACACUCAGGACGGGAAGGACUGCCACUACUUCGUGAAGGUGGGCUCUGCCGACAGCGACCUUUUGGCCCUGGGGCUCACGAAUGGAAGGAAGUCACUGGAGAGCGGCAUCAACGUGACAGUGAGCGGCCGAUCGAGGAGAGGCGUGACGGUGGAGUUUGCGGUUCCCUCGUUAGUGCUGAGCGUUCGCUACGGCCUCUCUGUGGACGUGGUGGACGAGGAGAAGGUCAGACUGUUGGAGCUGGCCAGGCAGAGGGCGCUGGCGGGGGCUUGGGCUAAGGAGCAGCAGCGCGCACGAGACGGGAAGGGGGGCAGUCGCCUGUGGACUGAAGGGGAGAGGCAGCAGCUUCUAUCGACAGGCCGGGUCCAGGGCUACGACGGAUACUACGUGCUGCCGGUGGAGCAGUACCCAGAACUGGCUGACAGCAGCAACAACGUCCAGUUUCUCCGACAGAACGAGAUGGGCAGGAGGUAACAGCCCACAGGAACCCCGCUGACUCUCCUAACAUCUCUGGAUUGUGUCCCUCUUUCCUAACCCCGCCUCCUUAACUUUACUCCUCUGAAAUCAAGGGAGAAUGAUCCGACAGACGGGGUUUCUCGUGGAACGCUGCAGGGACUUUUCAAAAAGAAUGAAAAACAUAUUGUUCAUUUUACUGCCACAGGCAAAAAAAAUUAAUGUUUAGUCUUUUAUUGUUUUGUUUUUUUCUUUUUUUGGAAAAAAAACUUUGAACAACUGACAAAAAAAAGCACUGAAGAACUCUGACAACUGUUGCUUAACCAAUAAGGAGAUUCCCCCCUUUUUUUGAAAAAGAAAGUGAUAUUUUCGCCCAUAUUUUUUGGGUCACGCAGAAAAACAGCCACGAUAGCAACCCAACAGGACGGAGGCUGCACUGCGCCGGCCUCUGCGGUCUGGUCUCUAAUACAGACACUGAAGGCAAAGGGACCAAAGCGGAGACCAAACCUCCUCAGAGCGGAGCCAUCACCCGACACGCAUCACAAAACAGCGACGUCAACGCGAGCCGUCUCCCCGUCUCUCAGGCCUCCCAUCGUCCGUCCACCAGACCAGUUCCUCCGCUGAUGAGCCAAGCAACAGGACAACGGCAUCCAUGAACAUCCCAGCUGAUGAUGAACUGCAGCAAAUACUCAAAAAUAUAAUAAAUAAAGAAAAAAAAACUACGAAAAGGAAGUAAAAAAAAAAAAAAACGACGGCUAUAUCUGUGGAAAGUGGCAUAGCACCACCUUGUUUAUUUCUCAACGGGGAGGAGAAUCAUAUCCUCAUACAUAUGUGUCAGAUUACACUUAAAACUUUCAGGAUGUUGAGUAUACCGUAGAUGCCGUAGUUUUGUACGUUUCAGUCACGGUAGAAUUGUGAGAUUUUCACCAAGGCACUUCUGUACAGAGCGAACGUAAACAGACACACACACAGCACUCACUGAGUCCGACAGACAUGCUGACUUUCUAUUUAUUUCGUUUGAGUCUUUCUUUUUUUAUUUAUUUAUUCUUAGUACUAAAUGACAAUCAUGAAUGAGUCACCAGUUUUUAUCGAGACGAACAUGGAUGGACGAGCUUCUUUUGUUUUGUACGAUAUGUAAGAAAUGUUCAUUUCGGUUUUUGUAUUUGCUUUUUUUUUUUUUUGGUUUGCUGACGUGGGGGGGGGGGACAAUAGUCAACCGGCAAAAAGAGUCAUUUAUGUAAUGAGGUGUUUUAAAAAGCAGUUUAUACUUUAAAUAAAGUCUUUAAAACUGUGAAAUCUGUUUUUUGGAAGUAUAUUUCGAUGUACAGUGUAUAGAUUUACCUUUAUGCAGCACAGUAGAAUAUUGUUCAGAAUAUCAAGUUUUAUAUUUCUAAGAGGAAGUGGCUUGUAAUGUGCGAAACCUUUAGCUGCUCUUACUACUCUAGAGUUUUGUGGCACUCUGAUACUUCAUUAUCUACGAUAUCCGUCCAAAGUUUGUUUGGAUUUCUUUGGUUUUUGUUGGUUGGUUUGUUGUUUGGAAAGCAGAUUCUUUCUGUCCUAGAUCCCAACAGCAGUAGCAGUAAUGGAUCCCUCUCACUGUGAGGAGACUCGUGCUGGAUGUCAUAAUGUACCAAAUCAGUAUUAUCAGAGGGUGAUUCUUAUACAUUCACUGAAACGAGACUCUUCUGAGAAGCUUAUCAAUAAAACAUAAUUGUUUACUUCAA
Cyprinodon tularosa is the source of this 11063-nucleotide messenger RNA. It is a transcript of the gene tenm2, whose product is annotated as teneurin transmembrane protein 2. Gene Ontology annotation, cellular component: membrane; neuron projection. Gene Ontology annotation, molecular function: cell adhesion molecule binding; protein heterodimerization activity; protein homodimerization activity. Lineage: Eukaryota; Metazoa; Chordata; Actinopteri; Cyprinodontiformes; Cyprinodontidae. The transcript has 40 exons. The record is from RefSeq and is a predicted model, not a curated record. Gene Ontology annotation, biological process: signal transduction; heterophilic cell-cell adhesion; neuron development. Bases 913 to 9360 code for a protein of 2815 amino acids.